Messenger RNA from Oldenlandia corymbosa var. corymbosa, 1575 nucleotides. The record is from the annotation of a GenBank genome assembly. NCBI's taxonomy places the organism in Eukaryota, Viridiplantae, Streptophyta, Magnoliopsida, Gentianales, Rubiaceae.
AUGGCGUCCAACGGUAAAGGGAAGGCAUCGUCGGCGGAUGGCGGUGCUUCGUCUGCAACUUCUUCGUCUUCUGUUCCUACGCCGAUGCCUGUUUCGAAUGCGAAUGCACCGCCUCCUUUCUUGGUGAAGACGUACGACAUGGUUGACGACCCGAGCACUGAUAGGAUCGUCUCCUGGAGCGCUACCAACAACAGUUUCAUCGUGUGGGACCCGCCGGAGUUUGCGCGAGAUCUUCUUCCUAAGUUCUUUAAGCACAACAACUUCUCCAGCUUCGUCCGCCAGUUGAACACUUAUGGUUUUAGGAAAGUUGAUCCAGAUCGCUGGGAGUUUGCAAACGAGGGAUUCUUAAGAGGCCAGAAACACCUUCUGAAAAGCAUCAGUCGUCGAAAACCUGCCCAUGGACAGAAUCAACAGCAGCCGCAGCAGCCCCAUGUACAGAGUUCAUCAGUUGGUCCAUGUGUUGAGGUUGGAAAAUUUGGGCUUGAAGAGGAGGUUGAGAGGUUGAAAAGGGAUAAGAAUGUUCUUAUGCAGGAGCUUGUACGAUUGAGACAACAGCAACAAACAACUGACAAUCAAUUGCAAACAAUGGUACAGCGGCUCCAGGGGAUGGAACAGAGGCAACAGCAAAUGAUGUCUUUCCUGGCAAAAGCUGUGAACAGUCCUGGAUUUUUGGCGCAUUUUGUGCAGCAGCAAAAUGAUAGCAGGCUCAUUACUGAAGGUAGCAAAAAAAGGAGGCUUAAGCAAGAUGGUCUUUCAGAUAAUCAAGUUGUUGCCCCUGUUGAUGGACAGAUUGUUAAAUACCAGCCUCGGAUGAAUGAGGCAGCUCAAGCCAUGAUGAGGCAGUUAUUGAAACAUGAUUCCUCUCCUAGAUUAGAGAAAUUCAACAAUUCUGAUAAUUUCUUGCUUAGUGAUAGCUCAUCACCGCCUGAUGGAAUGAACUCUGAGACGCCUGCCAAUCGGAUAUCAGCUGUCACGCUUCAGGAAGUCCCAUUAACGUCUGGGCAGUCUAUUUUGCCGGCACUGUCGUCUGUUACAUGUCAGAGUUCUGCAGCUGUUAUUUCCGAGAGUCAAUCACCAUCCCUUGGUUCAGCGUCAGAGAUUACAAGUAACAAACUCUCGGAUAUAAGCCAGAUGGCUGGCACACAAGAUUUGCAAUCACUUGCAGUUCCAUCACCAGAUAUUCUGCCCCAACUUUCUCAACUGCCGGGCAUUGUUGCUGAGAAUAGUACUGCUAUUUUAGGGCCUGGAACAGAAAAUGGUUCUUUCAUGGAUACAUCAAUGUUAGUGGAUGGAAGGGAGUCUCUUGAAAUUGAUGAUCAACUGGAAUGGGAUGACUCAUUUUUUGAUACGGUGGGGGAAGAGCUUCCGGGCUCCAUAGACCCUUACUGGGAGCAGUUUCUGCAGACUCCUCAGCAAUCAGUUGAGACCGACGAGAUGGAUUCUACUUUAGCAGAAGAACUUUCCAGCGGAAUGGAAGUCAAACCUGUUGCUGAUAAUGGGUGGAACAGGACUGAGCAUAUGGAACAGUUGACAGAGCAGAUGGGACUUCUCUCAUCGCAAGGCCAAAAGAGUUGA